Messenger RNA from Babjeviella inositovora NRRL Y-12698, 2619 nucleotides. RefSeq names its product Epl1p (gene EPL1). The transcript has a single exon. Gene Ontology annotation, biological process: regulation of transcription by RNA polymerase II. Gene Ontology annotation, cellular component: piccolo histone acetyltransferase complex. The record is from RefSeq and is a predicted model, not a curated record. NCBI's taxonomy places the organism in Eukaryota, Fungi, Ascomycota, Pichiomycetes, Serinales. The coding region runs from base 1 to 2619 and encodes 872 amino acids.
AUGGUUGCUACACCGGCAUCUGCAGGGGCGCGUUUCCGACAGCGAAAAAUCUCCACAAAGCAAACGCUCCAGAUCCUUAAACAAUCCCAUGUGCCCGACCUAGAUCUUGAAGAUGUUCAGCGAGAUACCCAGCAGGUAGAAACCGGUGUUGAGAAGGGUGAAGAAGAAGAACACCAUUUGCAGGCCGUUAUCAACGCGACUCAAGCCAAGUUCCAGGGCGAAAACGUCGAGCAAGUGUUCAUUCCAACCCCCGAUGCCAGUCGACUUUGGCCCGAUGCAACCAAGUACUACCCUCCUGGCUUUGUCAACCCUUCCUCCAACAUUAAGUUCAGUUGUACCGUGGAGGAGACUAGUGGCUGCCCGUACAAUAUGGAUGAAAACGACGAAGAGUUCCUUGCCGAAAUGAAUGGUGCGCUUCAAAAGAAGAACCCCAGGGUAACCCUCUGCACUGAAUUAGAGUUUGAGAUCAUCUGUCACCGUUUCGACACCGUUAUCGCUGAAAAACAGCCGUUCUUGACGAUGGCCCCCGACCAAAUCAUGACCUACGAAGAGAUCAAGCCCGUGGCCUUGACCCCUGACCAAAACUCCCCUUCUGAUCUCGCCCGCAGCUUGCAACAAGAGCUCAAUCUCUCGACCCCCUUUACCACGCAGCUAGAUAACCCCGAAAAGGUUCCGCCCAGAAGCCUCCCAGCGUUAUUUGAGGUGUUUGGAGUCAGAGUCUACGAGCACUGGAAGGAAAGGCGAGUUUCGAGAGCUGGUAAACCGGUUUUCCCAAUUUUGAAAUUCGAGGAUCCUCUGGACAAGGAUGACAGUGACCCAUACGUGUGUUUCCGGCGCCGAGAAGUGAGACAGGCCCGAAAGACCAGACGGCAGGACCAACAAUCGAGCGAGAGGUUACGCAAGUUGCAGAGCGAGUUGAAGAACGCCCGAGAAAUGGUGUUACUCGUGGUCAAGCGAGAGUUGAAACGGAUGGAGUCGUUGGAGGAAGAAAGGAAUAUUUUCCAGUUGCGCUGUGCCAUUAAACCCAUUAAGCGUGAAUUGGGUAUCAAGGGCGAUGAUGACGAUUUGAUUGCCCACAAGAAGAAAAAGCCCAAUCCGCUGGAAGAGGACACCAAGAAGGACAAGAAGAAGCAGUCCAUGUCGACACCUCCUAUCACCUCCGAGAAGAAGAAGCUCGCCUUGCAAGCACAGCAAGCUGCGACGUUGGCGGCUCAACAGUUGCUUCAGCAACAAGAGGAUGCCGCUACGGCCCAUCCGGUGGGUGUGCAGCCAUACGUUCGCUUGCCUGCGUCCAAAAUUCCCGACUUGGACCUCUCUCUCACUGUGAGCACGGUUCUCCGCGAGAAGAACGAAGCCAUCAAACGUGCGGUUCACGAAAAGUUACUCAAGCGGAAGGAAGCAGACAGGGGUUUUGUCAACUUUACAGACGACCCGUAUGUUCCCUGGUUCAAUCUUCGGGAGACCGAGCCAAUUGUCGAGUACUCGCACGUUCCGUUUUCGGCGAUUGUCAACGGCUUAUACGAAAUCAGCUCUUCCGACUACCUUGAUGACUCGUUGAAGCAACAAUUGCGCAACGGGGAGCCGUUACCCGGAUUCAAGGCCUUCGACUGGGACGGCGAAGAAGCUGAGGACCACGAGUUUACUGGUGUCAACGCGUUGAAGGGCUAUGAGGCUCACCAGCCGCGGGUUAGUGAUUCCUUGUAUGUACUCAGAAAGAGAGUUGGCAGGGGAGGAAGAGUGUUUGUUGAUCGAAGAGGGUUGUUUGAGAGACCGGACGAUGCCAUUAAUGAGUUCUUGACCCUUGAAAGCGAUAACGAUGACGAUGUUGAGAUGGAAUCGGAGGCGCUGGUGGUUAAUGUCUAUGACUGCAAGGCCGAUGCGGUGAAAAGAGCCGACGAGAGGUGGAGAUACGAUUCGGAUAGGUCUGCUGUGCAGACUGGAAGAUUGCAACCGUUCUCGUCUGACCCUUCUAAGUUGAAUGGCAUUUCCAACGAUACCCAAUCGAUCAGGUUUGGGUCAAUGUUGCUUGCCAAGUCCUACGAGCAACUUCGUGAGGCCACGCACCAGAAACAACAACAGAUGUUGCUUGCUCGCCAGAAGGCGUUACAAUACGCUGCUCAACAGCAAGCCCAGGCCCAGUCAAAUGCCCUCAUAAACGGAAAUACGCCAAAUCCAGGCUCUACGCCAACUGCCAACCUCGGUCCCAACGCGGCCGCAAAUGCUAAUCCCUCUAAUACAAACGGUAAGGCCAACGCCGCGAACCCUAAUGCUGCUUCCCAUCCUCAACCCCAAUCGGUUAACUCCAAUCUCACACCACAGCAGAUCAUCCAGAAGCAACAGAAGAUGCAGCCACUGAAACAGACGCAAGCUCGGAAGCCCAACUCGCCACUCGAGUCCUCGCAGGCCCAACAGCCGAAAGGGUCGUUUUCCCCGAAUAAGCUCACCCCCGAGCAACAGCAAAGAUUGAGUAUGCUCAAAACCAUGCAACAGCAGCAACAAAUUAGAGCUGGUGGCUCCCUCGCCAGCACUCCCAAGUCUCAGACCCCAACCCCUGUUGGCGUCAAGAACCAAGAGUGGCACGCUGCCAAGCCACAGCCCUCUCCAACACCAAUGCCGUGA